Messenger RNA from Tricharina praecox, 1058 nucleotides. RefSeq lists its product as uncharacterized. The record is from RefSeq and is a predicted model, not a curated record. NCBI's taxonomy places the organism in Eukaryota, Fungi, Ascomycota, Pezizomycetes, Pezizales, Pyronemataceae. The transcript has 6 exons. The coding region runs from base 87 to 914 and encodes 275 amino acids.
GGAACACUGGCCGCUCUUGCACAGUGACGGAACACGUACUGCGGGCGGCUAGGCAGACAGCGCCGACACUUGCGACGACUCCAUCGAUGCUACCACAAAGUGCGAAAACCACUCACGCAAGGCGGCCAGAAACCUUUCGGGCCGCGGGUAUACGCAGAGGUACCACGGUUGGAGACUUGAAAGCAGCCCUUUCCGCUAGGUUUACCAACGAUGAGAGGGACAUGAUCGAGAUCGAGGCUAGCAUCGUCCCAUCCUGUGACGCGACAGAUGACGCCGUCACCGCUCUAUUGUGCUUCAAGCCUAAAGCUCCCGCCUACUUGGACCCACUGUACAGAGACUUUGACGACACCCAGAUCGAUACCGAAGUCGGCCACUUGAACUUCGACAAGAACUUCUUUGGGUUCACCCAGCUCUAUCCCACACCCACCGGGCACAAGAUCACAGCGGACAUCAUCGCUGUAACGGGGCUUGACGGCCAUGCUUAUGGCUCGUGGCGAUCAAAGACCGAACCCGUCCGGAUGUGGUUGCGAGACUUCUUCUCGGAGGACCCCCCAACAUGUAGGACAAUGAUCUAUGGUUACGACUCCAAGUUGGGGAGUGUGAGUAUUCAUACCGUUCAGGACUACACCUCCGGGCUUUUGGAGGAUAUAAGAAUGGCACGGACAAGUGAAGAAAGGGAGCAGCCGAUUAUCUUCAUUGGUCAUAGUUUUGGAGGCAUACUCAUAACCCAGAGCUUGUUAAUAGGAUCCGAGGAACAGUUCGGUGACAUCGAGGCUUAUUCGAUAUAUGAAGCUACCCGGGCCUUGAUAUUCUUCGCCACACCCCAUCGUGGACUAUCGACAGAAAGAACUUGGAAGUCCUGCAGUCGCAGCUACAGAGCUUCAUCGAAAUCGCGCUCCGUUUCAGGAUAUUAAGCUUCUACGAGCAAAAGAAGACCAAAAGGCUGGUCCAGGGUCUAAAUGGGACUUGGGCUAGAACCGGUGAUUUCACUGUUCCGGUUGCUACUAGUUCAGCCCUGCUCGAUCUAUCCAGGAAGAUAGAAACGAGAGUUCCAGUCA